AUGUUCUAUAGACUAGAAAUUUUUUGUGCUAAAGAUGUUGAAAUUGCGGUAAAUGAAUGGAAAUUUCAGUGUGAAAUUGCGAAGCAACGAGCCGCCGUUGUCAUCCAGAAAUUUGUACGCGGUUGGCUUGCACGAACAUAUUACAAAAAAAUACACGAAAACGCUUUACUGCAAAUACGCGAAGAGGCAGCGGCAAUCACUUUGCAGCGGUAUGUACGUGGCUGGCACGCGCGGUUGCUCUACCAUAAAAUGCAGCUCCAGAAGCAAAAACAAAUGUCUUUGCAGAAGCGAGAAAAAGCAGCAAUUACUCUUCAACGGUAUUUACGGGGCUGGCAUGCGCGACUGCUCUAUCGCAAGAUGCUACAACAAAAGCAACAGCAAAUGGCCUUGCAAGAGCGAGAAAAAGCAACAGUUACUCUUCAGCGAUAUGUACGUGGCUGGCAUGCGCGAUUGCUCUACCACAAGAUGCAACAACAAAUGGCUUUGCAGGAGCGAGAAAAAGCAGCAGUUAUACUUCAACGAUAUGUUCGUGGCUGGCUUGCACGAUUGCUAUACCACAAGAUGCAACAACAAAUGGCUUUGCAGGAGCGAGAAGAAGCAGCAGUUAUACUUCAACGGUACGUACGUGGCUGGCAUGCGCGAUUGCUCUAUCACAAGAUGCAGCAACAAAAGCAAGAACAAGUGGCUUUACAGGAGCGAGAAAAAGCAGCAGUCACUUUGCAGAAACACGCACGAGAAUGGCUUGCACGAACCUGUUAUAAGAAAACGCAGCUUAGCAAAGCUUUGUUGGAUCAGUCGAAGGCUACGGUGACUCUGCAGGUAAGCUUGAGUGCAGGGUGUGAGGAUGUGAAUUGUGAGGAUGCAUUGCUUGUAGACUGGGAUUAUGGACUUGAGUGA
Molecule: messenger RNA, 897 nt
Organism: Gongylonema pulchrum
Lineage: Eukaryota; Metazoa; Nematoda; Chromadorea; Rhabditida; Gongylonematidae
Source: the annotation of a GenBank genome assembly